AUGAAUGGAGAAGAGAUAAAAUGCCCCUGUUCUAGGACAAAAUGUAGAAAUACGAAUUUUCGAGAUGUCGAAGUUGUGAAACUACAUGUCUUGCAGUCUGAGUUUGUUCCAGAUUACUAUGUCUGGAUUCACCACGGUGAGGUGAAUGUCCCUCCUGUUGUUCAGCAGCCGGUUAAUGAAUACGAUUACUAUACUGAGGGAGGGGGAGAUUUAAACUCCGGUCAGAGAAUGGUUAUUGAUGCUGCUGGUCCUGAAGUUUUUGAGGAAGAGACCCCGAAUGAAGAAGCUCAAAAGUUUUUUGAUAUGAUGAGUGCGGGGUCGAUAUCUUUAAUUGACGACACCUGCCGUUUAUUACAAGAACUGCUUCCAGAGAACAACAAAAUGCCGAAAUUUUUUGCUAAUAUCAAGAAGCUGGUGAAAGGUCUCGGGUUGCCGGUUGAGGUUAUUGAGUGCUGUUUGCACAACUGUAUGAUUUACUGGGGGGCGGACGAGGAUUUAACCCACUACAAAGUUUGCACAUUUCCUCGGUGGAAACCUGUUACGAAAAGCAAUUCGGCCAAAAGAAGGGCUAACGUUCCUUAUAAAAAAAUGUUUUAUUUCCCUUUAACUCCGAGGCUGCAAAGGUUGUACGCUUCCAAAGCCACGGCUAAACAUAUGACAUGGCACGCUGAACAUGAAAUGGAAGACGAGAAGAUGUGUCAUCCUUCUGACUCUCCGGCGUGGAAACGGUUCAGUGAGUUGCAUACAGAUUUUGCUGAUGAAACAAGAAAUAUCAGACUAGGCUUAUGUACUGACGGGUUUCAACCAUUUGGUAGUUUUGGAACACAAUAUUCUUCCUGGCCAGUCAUUGUGACGCCGUAUAAUCUGCCUCCAGGCAUGUGCAUGAAGGAUGAGUUUAUGUUUUUGACAAUACUUGUCCCGGGACCUGGAAAUCCAAAAGACCAGAUGGAUAUAUUCCUGCAGCCGUUAAUAGCGGAGUUGAAUCAAUUGUGGGAAUCUGGAAUUCGGACCACAUCAGGAAGACUGGCAUGUCCGCAUUGUAUGGAAAAUACCGAGGCAUUCACGUUGCCCGAUAGUGGUAAACAGUCCUGGUUUGAUUGCCACAGAAAAUUUUUACCUACGGGCCAUCAUUUUCGUCGGAAUGUUACUGAAUUUCGAAAAGGCAAACAAGUAAAGCACAAAUUUGGAGGUGUGAGGACUGGAGAUGAAGUAUUAGCAGAGGUUGACGGUCUGGGGUUUAAGAGGGCUUAUGAGACAGAUGCUAAGGCUACGAAUGCUGAUCUAUCUAAAGGCCGUGGUUGGAAUCGAAAGAGUAUCUUUUGGGAUUUACCGUAUUGGAAGACAAAUGUAAUCCGGCAUAAUCUCGAUGUCAUGCAUAUUGAGAAAAAUGGAUUUAAAAAAGAUUUUGCUCGAAUGGAUUCAAAAGUUAAAGUUUCCGGACGGUUACGUGUCCAACUUGGCAAGGUGUGUUGA
Mercurialis annua (annual mercury) is the source of this 1473-nucleotide messenger RNA. RefSeq lists its product as uncharacterized. Bases 1 to 1473 code for a protein of 490 amino acids. NCBI's taxonomy places the organism in Eukaryota, Viridiplantae, Streptophyta, Magnoliopsida, Malpighiales, Euphorbiaceae. The record is from RefSeq and is a predicted model, not a curated record. The transcript has 4 exons.